This is a messenger RNA of Cyclopterus lumpus (lumpfish), 887 nucleotides long. RefSeq names its product LTO1 maturation factor of ABCE1 (gene lto1). The record is from RefSeq and is a predicted model, not a curated record. Lineage: Eukaryota; Metazoa; Chordata; Actinopteri; Perciformes; Cyclopteridae. The transcript has 5 exons. Bases 112 to 537 code for a protein of 141 amino acids.
AGACCCGACGGAAUACAGCUCAGUCAGCGGGUCGCAGUGAGCUGACUACCGCAUCUGUCGAGUGGCUUUGCGGGACGGGUUUAAAGGACUAGCUUGGGACUUGGAGUGGAGAUGGCCGGCCGUUCUGGAAAUGAAGAUCUAUUUGACAAUAUUCUUUUGGCGGAUGAAAGGUUCCGAGGGGAGGGCUACCAGGAGGGAUUUGAGAGAGGGUCCCGGCGAGGACUGCAGGAUGGCCGCAGACAUGGAGCCUCUCAUGGGGCCAGGCUGUCCUCUGAGAUUUCCUUCUGUUAUGGGUUCGCCGUCACAUGGAGGUGUCUCCUCCAACAUAACGCAGAUGUCAAAUCAAGGAAGCGUUUGAAAGCCCUGGAGGCUCUGCUGGCUUUGAUCCAGAACUCCCCUCAUGAUGAUCCGCAGUCUGCACAGCUACAGGAGCACAUGGAGAGACUUCGUGCCAAGUUCAGACAGGUCUGCUCGAUGCUCAGUGUCCCGGCCGACUUCAACGACUACAUCAGAGCCUCUGAUGGGACUUCUUUCUGAAUGCCUGGUGAUGGUGAUGAGGAGGACCUCAGCGUCUGCACAGAGAGGGAGGGGAGCUGCUAUCGGUCUCCCAGGCGCCUGUGGUUGGUCUGCAGUGGAGUGUGGAGCGUGACUGGGUUUGACCGUCCUUCCCUUUCUGGUGGGAAGGUCCACGGAGCUCACUGAAGUGGACCAUCUGAGUCGCUCUAACUGUUGAACUUGCAGAGUCUGGAACUCGGCCCCAGUUGGACUUUAGAAACCGGGACCUGGAGAAAGAGAUUUUUGUUUAAAUGAGUGGGUUUCUUGCGGUGAUGUUUAAGGAGCUGAAUUUAAAGUCGCAGCAGCAAAAUAAAAUCUUGGAACAAACUUUU